Coregonus sp. 'balchen' is the source of this 8197-nucleotide messenger RNA. The record is from the annotation of a GenBank genome assembly. Lineage: Eukaryota; Metazoa; Chordata; Actinopteri; Salmoniformes; Salmonidae.
AUGGCUUUCUGUUUGCUUGUGUGUAUAGCAAUUUUGGAAAUCUCAGGUGAGAUAGUUGUACCAAAAUGGUUGUGAAUAGUCGCCCCUCCACAGUUCACAUUGCUGUAUUCACUGAAAAAUAAUUACCUUGAAUUCCCUCUAGUGUCAUAGUUCAGACCAUCUCAUAUAUUUACAUCUUUCACCUAUAGACAGAAUGAAUGAUUUUUGUUGUGCCCUACUUCUUCCAAACAGUUUUGAGUGCAGCAGCGCAGACCCCAUUGAAAUGCAACCUGGGCACCAAACCUUGCAAGGAUGGAUCUGAGUGUGUUCUCUACCAGCAUGUGUGCGACGGAGAAGCCGACUGUAGGGAUGGCUCUGAUGAGGAGGACUGCACUGUCGCAUGCGAUAAUGGUAGGGCCCUGUUUGAAUACCUUUCAAAUGCAUCCAUCAUUCUUAUCUAUAAGUGAAUGGAUAGGUGAAGAAAUAGUUUCCACUCCAUUGCUUACAUCAAUUUUACUGUUAAAUCAGUGAUGUCCUUAAGGAAAGGGUGAAUUUUAAAGUAUUCGAACAGGGGCUAGGAGUUUCAAAGUAGUUAUCCAAGAUCUAUUAAAUCAAAACAUUCACAAUAACCUCUCUGUCCGUGCAUGACAUUUGAAGUGGUGUUUCAUCAUCCACGUAGGCCAGUUUCUGUGUGCCCAUGGGAAGAAGUGCAUUGACCAGAGGCAGGUGUGUGAUGGUGUGGCCCAGUGUCAGGACCGCUCUGACGAGAGCGACUGCCUGAAGCCCAUGGAGGGCUGUAUUCACCACUGUGAUGACAAUACCCGCUGCCUCCCAGACACCUUCCUCUGUGACGGAGAGCGGGACUGCCUGGACGGCACUGACGAGGCCAACUGUGGUAAUGCCCCCCUCAGUGUCACUAUUGCCUUUAGUUGAGUUUUGAAACCACCUUAUUUAUGGCUUACAGAAGUUGUAAGAUGUUUUUUUUAUUUUUUAUUUGAUACUAAGGUUUAGUAUUUCGCCCUCUCCCUAGAUUCAGACUCUACUGAUGAUGACGAUCUUGAAAAUCAUCACAAUGUUGCUGAAGAUGAUGAUGGCAACAAUGGGAUUACCACCUUCAUGUCUGCACCAGCACCCCUCAAGUGUCCUUUUGGCACUAAACCAUGCAAGGACAAGAUUGAGUGUGUUCUUUACAAUCAUGUGUGUGAUGGAGAGGCAGACUGUAACGAUGGCUCAGAUGAGGAAGAGUGUUCAUUAGAAUGUGAAAGUGGUAAGAAAAUCAGAGAUAAUAAAAAAUAUAUAUGAACAGUAGUUUGAAGUUUUGAAAAGCCUAUUCCUGCCCCUGGUUUUAUUGUACAGUACAGCAUGACAAUACUGCUCUUUCGUGCAAUACAUACUUACUGUAACAACCUUUUGCACUAACUAGCAUACUGGAAUUUACUCGCAUACACAGAACAUAUACACACAGAACAUGGUUUCAUGGAUCACUGUGCAUGAUAUGCAUGUUUAGAGAUCCAUCUUUGAAAUAGUCCUCACAGGUCACCGUUUUAUCACUGUUAUUGAUUGCACUUAAACGGUACUGUAUAUUCAGGCCAGUUUCAGUGUGCCCAUGGGAAGAAGUGCAUUGACCAGAGGCAGGUGUGUGAUGGUGUGGCCCAGUGUCAGGACCGCUCUGAUGAGAUGGACUGCCUGAAGCCCUUGGACGGCUGUACUCACCACUGUGACGACAAGACCCGCUGCCUCCCAGACACCUUCCUCUGUGAUGGCGAGAGGGACUGCCUGGACGGCACUGAUGAGGCCAACUGUGGUAAGUUUAACUCCCAAGGAACUACUAAACUGGGGCAUGUUGAACUUGAAAGUCCUACAAUUUUGUUACAAAUUAAAUUCCCCAAGCUGACCUGGCACUAUUGGAUCGCUGAAAGUAAUUAUGGUUAAUACUCUAACAGCGGCACAAACCCCAUACAGGGGUUUCCAUUUUACCUUCACUGAUCCAAUCCUGUCAAUUCAAGAAAUGUCCCUUUUGACCCAUAGCUGAUGAGAGCUGCAAUAGUGGGGAGUUCCGUUGCACCAGUGGUCAGUGUGUAUCCGUAAGCAUGCGCUGUGACGGGCAUCCUGACUGUCGGGAUCACUCUGACGAGGAGAGCUGCACCAAGCCCCCCCAGUGCACCACCAAGCUCCAGUGCCCACACAGCCAGGAGUGUAUGCUGGAGCAGUGGGUCUGUGAUGGGGAGCAGGACUGUAAAGAUGGCUCUGAUGAAAAGGUGGGAAUAUUUAGCCUGGGUGGAAGUCUGUUUCUGCUCUUGCCAACUCCUUGUUUAGCAUGACAAAUACAUAAGGAGUUGGCAAGUGAGCGGAAACACAUUGGCACCCAGGCUAGGUAAUAUUUGAUAUUUCUGCGUUUGGAGGAUGUAGACGUGACUAGACAGCCUAAUUCAUUUGACUCCCAAUUGAUUUUGAAUGAUGUAGUAGGAUACUAAUAUGCUUUUGCCUCGUGAUACAAAUCAAAACUUAGAUCUAAUACACACUAUAUUGAAUUCUCUUUCAGAAUUGCAAGAUAGUCCAAUUGAAGUGUGGGGAUUUCCAGUGGGCCUGUACAUCUAAGAGCCAGUGUGUUCCCAAAGCAUGGAGAUGUGAUGGAACAAAGGACUGCGCUGAUGAAAGUGAUGAGGCAGGAUGUGAGUAUCUAGACAGUUAUUCUAGCUAUGUAUGGUUUGUUAAUUACUGGAUUAGUAUGUGGUGACAAUUAAUCUGUAAUGGUGAAAAAUAAAAUAAAAAGCCUUUAACUGAGACGUUAUUAGAAAUAGACUCUGUUGGGUGUUUUUGUGUGUUUGCGCCUAGGUGGUCAGGUAGCAACAUGCCCCUCUCACCAGUUUCAGUGUGGUAGUAUGUGGGAGUGUUUGGACACAGCCCUGGUGUGUAACACGGUCAGAAACUGUGCUGAUGGUUCUGACGAGGGUGGCGACUGCCAAGCCAAGUGUCCAGACAAAGCCCAAUGUGCCCAUAACUGCUACAGCACACCACAGGGAACAGUGAGUAAUGGGGGGGUGGGGGGGGUUGUAUAGUUUGCUACAACUACUGUUACAAAGCUUCUUGAAGUACAGUUUUCUGGCUGUCAUGUUUUAGUUUUCUGAGGGUUUUUUUCCCCCUCCCAUGUAGAGGUGUGGCUGUAAGGCUGGUUACCGACGCCAAGAGGACUCUGUGUCCUGUGUUGAUAUUGAUGAGUGUGAAAGUGGUAGACCAGGUGUUUGCAGCCACUUGUGCGUCAACACCCAGGGCUCCUUCCAUUGUCACUGCAACCCUGGUUACCUGCUGGAAUCUGAUGGCCGCCACUGCAAGAUCACAGGUAAAAAUAGUAAGAAAUAUCCAGAUUUAGUGACAAAUCAUGGAACUUCCCUCUGCUGGAUGGUGUCUCUAAAUAAAAAUACAAAAAUUGAGGGAGAAUGUGCACUAAGGUGAACUGAAUUUGUGAAUACAGAGUGUUGGCUGGAGAAAGUACACUCAUGCAUCUGACACGGUAGGCCUAUACCAACCCACUUUCUUUUCCCACAGGUGAGCCCUACCUGCUGGCCUCUGUGCAGACUGAGCUGUUCCUGUUUGGGCUGAGAAGCAGCAGUCUGGAUGUCCUGGUGUCCUCUGCCAAGAAAGCCAUCCUGUCCCUGGACUAUGACUGGAGGGAUCAGAGGGUGUUCUGGGUCAGCUUGGAUUCAGAGAGCAUCAAGUGGUCCUCUCUAGACCAGAAAAAGAGAGGAACUCUUGUCAAAGGUUAGUAUUGUGGUUAAACUGACGUUGAGAAUCAGUUAAACUGUUGAGACUGUUAAAUGGCACAGUUUAUAAAAAACACAGGUCAGCGUUCACUUGGUGUAACUAAAAUGAACAUAAUCGUAAUCCUUUUAAUCUCGCUACAGGCAUCAAAUCUGAUUGCAUUGCUGUUGACUGGGUAGGGAGAAACCUGUAUUGGAUUGACGGUAUCGGAGGUGGUCGGAUUAUUGCUAUUGGAUUAAACUCAACCAUCACAAACUCUCUGGAUCACACAGUCAUCCUCGACGAAGACUUUGAACAACCUCGCUCUCUGGCACUCCUGCCACAGAAGGGGCAAGUAUUUUAUUUUCUAGGUGUAACACAAACAGCACCCACCCAAAAACUAUUUUAUUCUACUGAUUUUGUAUACCUUUGGAGAAAGGUGAUGUUGACUAGACUAAUGCAUGCAGCUAAACAGUCUUGGGCAGGGUCUUGCUUAUUGAAUUGGUUUCCACCUAGAGAUGUCUAACUACUGUCCUCAUGUUCUUUGUAAUAGUUUGUGUAUGACACACUUUCAGUAAUCAAUAAUAAAAUAACAUUCAUUUGGAUUUAACUGCAGGAUCAUGUUCUGGUCAGAGAUUGGUAACGAGGCGAAGAUUGAGCGGGCGGGAAUGGACGGGUCUGAGAGGAGAGUAGUGGUCAGUCACAGCCUCAGCUGGCCAGGCGGUCUGGCUGUGGACACACUAUGGGAGAGGAUCUACUGGACGGAUGAGAAGCUCAGGUGCAUCGGCUCAGCCAACCUGGAUGGAGGAGAUGUCGAGGUACUACAGAAAUGUUUGCAUAUGACUAGAUCAGACUUGUAGUGUGUUGCUGUAUGCCAAGGUGCAUGAAAUUAAAUCCACAUGGGUUGGAUACCAUAGAUCCCUCAAACUCAACUCUGGACCUUUAAGCCAGUUCCAAUGCUUUUCCUCCCCCAUUGUUCCCCUCUAAUCACGGACUGAUUUAGAUGUGGGACACCAGGUGUGUGCAAUUAAUUAUCAAGUAGAACAGGAAACCAGAAGGCUCUGGACCUCGUAGGUUAAGAGUUGAAUAACCCGGGCCUAGAUAAACCAUAUUGUGAUGUCUUAUCUGUUCCUUUCACUCCUAAAGCUUCUGCAGAUGAUGGAGACCACCAACCCUUUCUCUGUCACAGUUUUCAAUGACAUGCUCUACUGGUCAGACACCAAGAGGAGAACUAUUCAAAGGGCUCAUAAAAUCACUGGAAAGAACCGCCAAGUUCUACUCAAACGACCUGGACAACCUUUUGGACUGAAAGCAAGUAUAUUUUCCCCCAAUUUAAAUGCAUAUUAAUGCAUCCAUUUGGUUAAUUUCACCUAAAUAAGAUUGCAUAAUUUCAUGGGUUUGCUGUAAUUGCACAAGGAAUCUUCUUGUUCCUUUUUUGAGGAUGUAAGCUUAAUGAUUUGGUUGUCUAUCUGGGAUGCAGAUCAUUCAUCCACUUCUGCAGACAAACACUGAGCGUCCCUGUGAGAAACUUCGUUGCUCUCACCUGUGUGUGUUGGCCCCUGGCCCCAAAGGGGUCUGCAAGUGUCCCUCUGGUCUGCUCCUAGCCGAGGAUGCCCUCACCUGCUCAAACCUGGUCAACUCUGCCUUCCUCUUGGUGCUGUCUCCAACUGUUGUCACACAGGUAGGACUCUGGCCACUGCAGGUUUACCCAUUUCACUUCACUUGGUACUGCACUAUAUUCAAUGCCACUAGGUACAUGUUGCGUGAGUUAAUCAAAAGUCUGUCCUCUCAAAUGUCAUUUUAUUUGAAUUGAUUUCUAUUUCAGUAUACAUGGCAGCUAAAAGCUGAAAUGCUUUUAGGAAUGCUUGGGUACCUUCACAAAAGCUGUCAUAAUAACCUGGGCUUUGAAAGGCUGUAGAAGCCCCGUUGACUUUCCUUGACGUUUGUGUGCAAUUAUUCAGGAAUAAACACAAAGCUUCUCCACCAUGUAAUUUCACAUUUAUUUUGUCUAGAUCUACCUGCAGACCAUGCACAGUGCUGUGGGUCUGAAGAGCUGGCCAGAGCACCUUGCCCUACCUCUCCCCAACGUCAACGAGGCAGCGAUGUUGGAUUACACCCUGCGAGACCAGACUCUGUACUUGGCUGACUCCGGCCAAUCGUCUGUAGGCCUCUUCAAGCUGAAGGAGACCGGCUUGGUGCCUCGUGGCCAGUUCCUGCAACUAAAAGGGGACACCGUCACAGCCCUAGCUCUAGACUGGAUAACCCUCAGCAUAUACUGGAGUAGCACCAAGCAGCCGCGGCUGCAGGUCACCUCUUCCAGUGGGGAGCACACUGCUGUGUUAAUUCAGGAUAUUGGAAGUCUGGAGUCCAUAGCUCUUCACCCACUCAGUGGAAGACUCUGUUUUGCCAACUUGGCCAAGCAGGGGCAAGGUGCACAGGUGGAGUGUGCUCACAUGGAUGGGGUGAAGCGAGCUCAGGUGUGGAAGGAUGCUCUUCAGCCCACCUCCCUGACUUUCUCCAACAAGGGCGACGAGAUCUACUGGGCUGACAUUGGUGAGAAACUCAUUGUUUAUACAGUACAAACCUUUUUUAUAUCUAUAGAAGUGGUGGUGAGGUAAUACUUUAUUUUAAAUGUUUAUCAACAAGUCUUAUGUUCCAGGUGAUGGGGUGAUCGGCUCAGUCAGAGUUGAUGGUACUGGAUACAAGGAGUUUAAGACUGGGGAUGGCCUGACUGCAUUUGCUCUCAGCAAUGGCAUGCUCCUCUGGGUGACAGACAGUGGUAACGUGGAUUAUUAUUUCUAAACAGCUGCCUUCACUAGAAUUUAGUGCCAUGUUAUGUCUUACUGUGGUUAGAUGGCUCUGUUUAGUCAUUAACCAAAGAACUAACAAGGAUAAUGUUGAUCUUGAACCCAAAGUCCUUUCACCAUAACUUUGGAUUAUCAUGGAUGGUGAUUUGAUAAUGUACGUGUUCCUAUCAAAUGUUUCAGACACAACCAAAGUUUGGUAUAGAGAUGAUCCACUGACCAAGAAGCUUUGGUUUGAGGUAAACACUGAAAUUGUCAGUUUGAAGGCAUACAGCAAGUCCAGCCAGAUGGGUAAGAAGGACACAUUUGCACACCCACCCACUACUCUAUCAUUUACUGAGAUAUGACUUUUCAACCUUUACUCUUCCUCAUCCAUUUCCAGGCUCCAACUUCUGCUCAGAUGGGAAUGGAGACUGCAGUCACUUGUGUCUGGCUCUUCCUGGUGGUAGGACCUGUAGGUGUGCCCAUGACUAUUGGCCAGUCAAUGCCACACACUGCGCCCCAGACCAGCACUGCCCAGCUGGAAGCAGACCCUGUCUGGACGGGCACACAUGCUUCCCCCUGGAGAAGUUCUGUGACGGACAUCCCGACUGCCCUGACACCUCGGAUGAGAACUGCGAGUCCUCUUUCCAUUAUCAAUGCCUGGAAUUAACAAUGUUUCAAUCUUCCCUUUCCCAUUGUUAUGAGCUGAAGAAAAGAUGAUCAAAGUUCAAUUACAAAGAUUUUUAGAUAUAACUCUGCAUUCCCCAAUCCUGGUCUUGGGGACCACACCUGAAGUGUUUACUCAGCAUUAUUUAAAUCUGGUGUGUAGCGCUAAGGCAAAAACAAAUGUGCACCUCUUGGGAAUCGCUGUCAUAAUAUAACCUAAUUUGAAUACAAAACUGUUCUGAUAUUCUCCAUUGUGUCUCAGGUGUCUAUCUCAAAGGGAAGUCUGACGUCAAGGCCAAAGGCCCAACCCAGCCUCACAGUCCCAGCUUUCCUAUAUCUGCAGAUCCUGGCUCCACCACCACCUCUCUGGACAACAGUUGGCUGGUGAGAAACCUGGAUGCCCAGCAGUGUAGUGAAAAGCGCUGUAAUGGGAAUGGGGAGUGUGUGGAGACAAAUGGGGGCACCUCCUGUGCCUGUGGUCUAGGCUACAGUGGAGACUCCUGCCAAGACCAUCUCACCAAGACUACGCAAGGCCCACUCAUCUAUGGGGCCAUUGGUCUCUGUGCUGGGGUUGUCGUUAUCAGUGUCCUCGCUGCCGUUGUCAAGAAGAGGAAGAUGGCAAACACAAGGUACACCAUACCAAACUGCUUGACACUGUAGGUCUUCCCCCUUAAUGUUUCCACAAUUCAGUUGAAUUUAUCAAUCUAUUAGAUUUCUUCUCGUGCUGUUUUAGAAUCCUUUCUGAAGUGUAGCCAGUGUUUGUCAAGAUGGAUUGAGAUUAAAUUCACCUUUUCCAUUCCCAGGAGGGCCAACCCUGUGGCAAAGCAGACUAGUAUGACUGACCUGGAGAAAGGUGAAGAGGCUCCCUCUACACAACCUUCACCCAACAGCAACUUUGCAGAGGUACAGUAGGCUGUUAUACUGUAUUAUUUUGUUAAAGCAGUUGUUGAGAAUGUCAUACAAGUUGGAUGUUUUGCUUCAUAGUUUUGUUUUUUAUUUCACAGGAAGUGGUGUCGUCUGUGGAUUAA